Messenger RNA from Nasonia vitripennis (jewel wasp), 2351 nucleotides. It is a transcript of the gene ath, whose product is annotated as ATP-dependent RNA helicase DHX33. Gene Ontology annotation, cellular component: nucleolus; intracellular anatomical structure. The record is from RefSeq and is a predicted model, not a curated record. Gene Ontology annotation, biological process: positive regulation of transcription by RNA polymerase I. Bases 189 to 2321 code for a protein of 710 amino acids. The transcript is spliced from 8 exons. Gene Ontology annotation, molecular function: ATP hydrolysis activity; RNA binding; ATP binding. Lineage: Eukaryota; Metazoa; Arthropoda; Insecta; Hymenoptera; Pteromalidae.
AACCUACGCGGUAGUCGGUACGGUAUUUAAAAAUGGUGCGCGUGCGCGGGAGCGUCGGAAUCAGCUGCAGCGCGCCCGAGCUAUAUAUCAAAUGUAUCCCUGUCAGAGCGAGAGCGCGCUGCGUCGCAGGAUAGCUGACUGCCGAGGCCUGCGGAGAACAAGUGGCUUGGUGAAAGAAAACAGCCAGGAUGGGAGUGCACGAUAACGCAGACUCGAAGUACAGCCUGAUGGGCAGCGGUGGCGGAGGCUCAGGCUUCGCGAAGUUACCUGCCAAGCGACCCAACACCGUUGUCUUCGGCGAGGGCAGCCCUAGGAACAAGCUGCUCAAGCAGCAGCAGCUUGAGGAUGCCAAGAGACUCGUCAGCGGUCGGACACAGCAGCAGCAGCAGUCAGAGAUCACCGACAAGAUGAAGAUCAGCCUUCAGCAGCAGCGGAAGUCGCUGCCUGUCUACAGGCUCAAACAAAAGUUGCUGGAGGAGAUCAGGAAGAAUAACACGCUCAUUAUAAUAGGUGAGACAGGCAGUGGUAAGACUACGCAGAUACCUCAGCUGCUUUUGUCGGCUGGCAUGGCAGGAUCCAGUGGCUGCAUUGGUAUAACGCAGCCUCGAAGAGUGGCAGCAGUCAGCGUGGCCAGAAGAGUGGCUCAAGAGCAGAAUGUGCCACCUGGAAAACUUGUUGGGUAUUGCGUUAGAUUCGAAGAUGUCACCUCCUCAACGACCAGAAUCAAGUACCUCACCGACGGCAUGAUGGUCCGUGAAGCAAUGACUGACGAGGUUCUGUCCGAUUAUUCUAUUAUAAUUCUGGACGAGGCUCAUGAGAGAUCGGUGCAGACUGACGUACUGCUGGGUGUGGCGAGAAGAGCUCAGAAAUUGAGGAACCACAAGAACAUGCCACCGCUCAAGUUGAUUGUCAUGUCUGCCACUAUGGACGUUGACAAGUUUGCCAAGUACUUUCAUGCUCCAGCUGUCUAUCUGGAAGGUCGUCAGCACCCUGUAAAAAUGUUUCACACCAAAAAGCCACAGGAUGAUUAUGCCUUUUCAGCACUUGUUACUGCCUUCAAAAUUCACAGAGAAUCUCCACCCAACCAAGACAUACUGGUAUUUUUAACUGGCCAAGAAGAAAUCGAAGCUGCUGCUGUUGCAGCUCGGCAAGUUGUCAAGCUCUUGGAAGGAAAAGGAUAUCCACAGCUCAAAGUAUUUCCACUUUACUCAGCUUUGCCAACGCAUCAACAAUUGGAAGCAUUUAAACCAUCAGCCCCAGGAAUGAGAAAGUUGGUGCUGUCUACAAACGUUGCAGAGACGUCAGUUACUAUUGGAGGAAUUCGCAGUGUGAUCGACACGGGCGUUGUGAAAGCAAGAACGCACCAUCCGACGACGGGCCUGGACGUCUUGCGCGUAGAAAAGGUUUCUAAAGCCCAAGCCUGGCAGAGAACUGGACGAGCUGGACGCGAGGCUCCCGGUAAAUGCUACAGAACUUACACGCUCGAAGAAUUCGAAAAGUUUAAAGAGAUGCCGAUCCCCGAGAUACAAAGGUGCUCCCUUGCCGGAGUAGCGUUGCAGCUAUUAGCCAUAGGAAUCGAUAUCACGACGUUUGACUUUAUGGAUAAACCACCAGCGGAGUCGAUAGAUACUGCGGUAGCGUGUUUAGAAAAAUUGGGAGCUGUGAAGGGAUCUCCACCGCAACUCACGACCCUUGGAAGAACGAUGUCACUGUUCCCCCUUGAUCCCCGAUUUACCAAAGUCAUACUUGCAUCUGUGGAGCAUAAGUGCUUGGAAGAAGCUCUGACUGUGAUAGCGCUUUUGUCGGGGGAAAACAUUUUUCUCGAUCCGCCAGCUAAGCGCGAGCAAGCAUUGGCUGCCAGAUCAAGGUUUGCAUCUGACGAGGGCGAUCACAUAACACUCUUAAACGUUUAUCGUAGCUACAUGAAUGCUCAGCAGAAAAAGCCCUGGUGUCAUGAGAAUUUCCUGCACUUUAGAAACUUGGACUACGCAGUGAACGUUAGAAAACAACUGGCUUCGCUUACUGAAAGAGCUAAGCUUGAAAAAACUAGUUGUGAGAGCAAUACAGAAUGUCUCAGAAGGGCUUUGCUCGAAGGAUUAAGCGAAAAUUUGGCCGAGUUGCAGAGGGACCAAAAUUACGUUGCGGUAUCGUCUAGACAUCCCGUAGCUAUUCAUCCGUCUUCAAUACUUUAUGGUACAAAGCCUCAGCUCGUGCUAUUUACCGAAGUUGUACUUACCGGCAGGUGUUACAUUCGAGGCUUAUCAGUCAUAGAUCCCACAUGGUUAAAAGAAAAGUCAGGGUCUUCCGGAAAAGCUGAAUGAAAUUGUCAUUGACAUGUUUUUUAUUUUAUU